Messenger RNA from Pedinophyceae sp. YPF-701, 1080 nucleotides. Lineage: Eukaryota; Viridiplantae; Chlorophyta; Pedinophyceae. The record is from the annotation of a GenBank genome assembly.
AUGCUGCAGAACGCCAUCCUCGCGGGCGCCAGCCGGCUUGCCUGCCCUGCGACGUCAACUCUCCGCCCCCGCACGCGCACCGUUGCGCGCGCCGAGGUCGCCGACGACCGCUACCCGAAGCCCCCGCGUGGAUACUCGGAGCGGUUCAACGUCAUCGAGAAGUCCCGCUGGGAGUCUGGGAUCCCCCCUGUUAUGGGAGCGCACCUCAUGGCGUCCGGAGCGGUUGCACCCCUUUCCACCUCGACGGGCCCCGGCACGGGCGUCCCGAUGAUCAUCGACUACCCCGGCACGGAGGUCGAGGUCGCGGUCUCCACCUUCACCAACGCCAAGGCCGGAGCAGUCGGUCUCGCGAAGCUCGUCGUCAAGGCCGCCGAGGAGGCCAUCGCGAAGAAGGGCUCCUUCUCGCUCGCCCUCUCCGGCGGGUCCCUCCUCAACGCGCUCCCGGCCAUGCACCAGCUCGACGCCAAGCCCGACUUCGCCAAGUGGCACAUCUUCUACGCGGACGAGCGCUGCGUCCCGCACUCCUCGCCGGACUCCAACCACGGCGCCGCGAAGAAGGCCUUCCUCGACGGCGCCGCCAUCCCCGUGGACCAGAUCCACGCCAUUCGUGAGGACCUGUCGCCCGACAUGGCGGCCAAGGCCUACCAGGGCGACAUUCUGGGCUCCAAGGCCUGCCCGAACGUGAACGGGAUCCCGCAGAUCGACCUCAUCCUGCUCGGCAUCGGGCCCGACGGCCACGUCGCGUCGCUGUUCCCGCACCGGCCCCAGGUGGGGGUCAAGGACGAGCUGGUUGUGGAGAUCACGGACUCGCCGAAGCCGCCGCCGGAGCGCAUCACGAUGACGCUGCCGCUGAUCAACAACGCGAAGGAGGUGUUUGUGGUCGCGAUGGGCAAGGGCAAGGCGGAGAUCGCGCAGCGGGCGCUGGAGGUGCAGGCCAUUCCUGGCGCGCUGCCGGCGCAGCUGGUGCGGCCGACGAGCGGCGGGCUGCGGUGGCUGCUGGACCUCGAGGCCGCGACGGAGAUCAACCCGGAGCUGUGGGACAGCGCGCGCGCGCACCCGCGGAGCAUCGUGCCCAAGUGA